AUGUUUGAAAUUAUGUUUGGGCGGGAGCGGGAGAGGAGUUUUAAAAUUGAAAUUCAAAUUUUUGGACACACGUGGCUACAAACUGUAGCCGUACCCGUGAGGCGUGACCGGGAGAGUGGCCGGCAAAUAUUAGCCGCGUGCAAAUGCUUUCCGUCAACCGCAAACGGCAACAUGCCUCCACGUCAGAAGCCCAAUGGUGGGUCCCAGAACAUGUUGUAUGGGGCUGUAUGGCAUGAAAGGGCAUGCGAUUUUGGGGAGCCGCAUCAUGGCAUGGCAUGCCGUUUUGGAGCCAGAAUAGCUACAGCCGUGAAGGAGCAACUGAGUAAUUUAGCUGGGGAUGUUCUUUCCCCAUUGUUCGAUCUGGAACAGUUGGAGCACCUGGAUCUCAGCUGGAAUGACUUCUAUGGAGUUUCCAUCCCUCCUGGAUUGGGCAGACUCAAGAGUUUGCACUACUUGGACUUAUCAGAUGCUGGGUUUACUGGAGAUAUUCCCAUGGAGCUGGGGAACAUGUCUACUUUGCGCUACUUGGAUCUCUCUGAUAAUGAUCUGAGAAUGGUGGACUUGCGGACGUGGACGGGAAACAUGAGAGAUUUACGGGACCUUAUCCUGGACAAUGUGAAUAUGUCAAGAGUGGAAAACAAUGAGUUGGAUGACACUCUCUCCACUAUGUACGCUCUCACCCGUCUUCAAAUGUCCUCUUGUUCACUGUCUGGAGAAAUCCCCCCUACCCUUGCCAGCCUCACCAAUCUGACCCACCUCCAACUUUAUAAGAACCAAUUAGAGGAUACCAUCCCUUCUGCCCUGCUGCACCUUCCAAGACUGCAACUACUCGACUUUUCCUGGAACACAGAUCUGGGAGGGAACCUGUCAAGCAUUCUACCCCAACACUCUGCUUCCCUUCACACCCUCUUUCUUCCAGGCACAGCAAUGGGAGUAAGUAUUCCGAAUUCUGUUGCCAACAUUUCCUCGUUAACUCGCUUGGAUGUCUCAUCCUGCCAUGUCGACGGUUUUCCAAAUACGUUGGCAAAUCUCACAGCGCUUCAAGUAUUGGACCUCCAUAAUAACAUGUUAAGAGGGCACAUUCCGCCGUUUGGGGAUAGACCUCUUCCCUUGGGAAGACCUUUUCCUUUGGCCUAUAUUGAUCGUUCCUACAAUGAGUUUGAUGGUCCCAUUCCCCCAAUGCUGUUGACCUCGUUUCCGAAUCUCCAACGUGUUGAUUUGAGUAACAAUCAAUUGAAUGGCAGUAUUCCAUCGCCCGCCGGUAACCUUCACUACCUUACAAAGCUCUAUCUGAGUAGCAAUAAAUUGACGGGUAAAAUCCUCCCUUCCAUUGGUCAACUCUUAUCUCUGGGAGAGCUUAUUCUAAGCAACAACACAUUAGAAGGUGCUAUCCCUCUCAACAUUUCUAAUCUUUCAAAACUGACGAGCCUCGACCUAUACUCCAAUCGGUUAAGUGGGGAUUUUUCAGAGUCUCACCUUGAUAAUCUCGGCCAACUUGUCGACCUAGAUGUUUCGGAUAAUCUCUUAACUGUCAAGUUCAGUCCAACAUGGGUUCCAAAAUUCUCUUUGCAUUGGUUGGCAUUAAGCUCAUGUAACAUGGAAGGCGGGUUUCCAACAUUCCUAGUAACUCAAUAUGAGGUUUACAAUGUGGAUUUGUCCAACAACAGUCUUGCAGGAAAUAUUCCGAAGUGGAUAUGGGGUGUCAAUUCUCUCGUGUCUCUCAGUCUUUCUCAUAAUCACUUUGCAGGAGAUCUACCUCAUUCGUCGAUGGGAAGUCAAUUGCAGACUCUAGAUUUGCAUAGCAAUAAUUUACAAGGUCAGCUUCCGCUUCUUUCCUAUAACCUGCGGGCGUUGGACGUGUCAGAGAAUCAGCUGAGUGGAUCCAUUCCAGCAGAUAUUGGUGAAUAUCCUCAACUUGGAUAUCUGUCUCUCUCUCGCAAUCAUCUCAAAGGUAGCAUUCCACCUUCUAUAUUAUGCAGAAUACCGAUUGUGGAUCUCUCAAAUAACAGGCUUUCAGGUAAGAUUCUUGUCAAUCUCAAAAAUUGUUUUAUCGAGAUGUUGAACUUAGAGAACAAUUAUUUGGAGGGCAAGUUGCCACGGCAGUUUGGAGACAUGCCUUCUCUUCAGACAUUAAAAUUGGGAGGAAAUGGACUAAUUUCGUAUAUCCCAUCAUCUCUUGCAAGCUGUAAGCAGUUGGAGAUAUUAGAUUUGAACAACAACAAAAUGAGAGGGAUCAUUCCAAAUUGGAUAGGGCAUCUAUCAAGUCUUAAGAUUUUGAUCUUGAGAUCAAAUAGAUUUGAAGGCACAAUACCUUCAGAACUCACAACAUUGCCACUUCUUCAAAUCUUGGAUCUUUCAUCCAACAGAUUUUCAGGAAUCAUUCCAGCCAACAUCUCAUCUUUGCAAGCUAUGAAAAAUAAAAAGGUCGGCGAUGAAAUCUUUCGUGUUGGAGAUGAUAACACAGGUCCAAUUUAUGUAGAUCAAGUGACAGUCAUCAACAAAGGACAGGAGAUGGAGUAUGUAAGAUCAUUGGCACUGGUAAAAUGUAUUGAUAUAUCAAAUAACAAUUUAACAGGUGGAAUUCCUCCAAACAUGGGAUUGCUUGAGGGUUUGGUUAUUCUGAAUAUUUCAAGAAACCAUAUUACGAGUGAAAUCCCAGAGAUUUUGGGGAAAAUAGUACAGCUGGAAUCUCUUGAUCUUUCACACAACCAACUGUGUGGAAAUAUCCCUUUGGAGCUGCAAUCGCUCACAUUCUUGAAUUACCUGGGCUUGUCUGAUUCCACAAGGGGGACAAUUCUACACAUUUGA
Cryptomeria japonica (Japanese cedar) is the source of this 2808-nucleotide messenger RNA. RefSeq names its product LRR receptor-like serine/threonine-protein kinase GSO1. Gene Ontology annotation, molecular function: protein binding. The record is from RefSeq and is a predicted model, not a curated record. NCBI's taxonomy places the organism in Eukaryota, Viridiplantae, Streptophyta, Pinopsida, Cupressales, Cupressaceae. Bases 1 to 2808 code for a protein of 935 amino acids. The transcript has 2 exons.